Messenger RNA from Paracoccidioides brasiliensis Pb18, 651 nucleotides. RefSeq lists its product as uncharacterized. The transcript is spliced from 3 exons. Gene Ontology annotation, cellular component: outer membrane. Bases 1 to 651 code for a protein of 216 amino acids. The record is from RefSeq and is a predicted model, not a curated record.
AUGUCAAACUACUACGGCGGAGGCCCUCCUCCUCCUGAUCAGUACAACUCUGGUCCGCAAGGUGGACACCCUGGAUAUUACGGGCAACCCCAACCACAGGGCGACUAUCCCUCUCAAGGUUAUCCGCCUCAAAACUAUCCACCGGGAGAUCAGUAUGGGCAGGCUCCGUAUGGGCAGCAGGGAUACUAUCCACCCCAACAGCAGCAGCAACCCCCGUAUGGCUCUUCGUCUCCAGCCCCUUCCGGACAGGGAUAUGACAACUGUGCCCCAUCCUUCGGUGCAUACCCCUCUGAAAAAGCUGGCGGAGAGAAUGCCAACUACUAUGGAAACCAAGCACCACCAACAUCUGGCACACCCGGCGGACCCGGUGGGCACGGCGGACCAGGAGGGGAAAAAGGGUUAGCUUCAACCCUCCUCGGGGGUGCUGCUGGGGGGUUUGUAGGCCAUAAGCUUCAAGGUGGUAUGUUGGGAACUCUGGGGGGUGCUGUUGUUGGUGCUGUGGGCGCAAACGCUGCAUCCCAUGCAGUUAAAAAGCAUAAGAAGAAGGACAAGGAGAAGCACGGAAAGAAGAAGAAGGAUAAGAAGUACAAGAAGGGCAAGAAGGGCGGCAGUUCGAGCUCUUCAAGCAGCAGCAGCAGUGAUAGCGACUAG